This is a messenger RNA of Schizosaccharomyces cryophilus OY26, 3696 nucleotides long. Its product is annotated as fun thirty like protein Fft3. Gene Ontology annotation, molecular function: chromatin binding; ATP-dependent chromatin remodeler activity; ATP binding. The transcript has a single exon. The record is from RefSeq and is a predicted model, not a curated record. Gene Ontology annotation, cellular component: nucleus. Bases 692 to 3493 code for a protein of 933 amino acids. NCBI's taxonomy places the organism in Eukaryota, Fungi, Ascomycota, Schizosaccharomycetes, Schizosaccharomycetales, Schizosaccharomycetaceae.
CCACGAACAACUACCAGGCGUAGCGUGUUCUUGUCUAUAGUACCAAAAUUGCUUUAUAUUGCGAAGCGAAGUAGCAGGUAACAUAAAUUUGACUGGCUAUUUCUCCUUUGCAGAGUUGUUUCUUCUUUAAUUACAUUUUUUAAAAUUGAAGAAGUUUGAAAUCGAAGGUUAGAAAUUUUUGCUUUCUCAGUCGAUCAUCAAGAAAGUGUUUGCUCCUUCAAAGCUGUUGGUGUCUGCUAAUCGCAAAGAACUUGGGCUACUCUAGGUUUAAUUAUUUGUCUUCUUAAAGUUUGUUUUUUUUUUCUUAUAAAAAUACUUUUUUGCCCCUUCCUUGACUCGACGCAAACAGCGUGUAUGCUUCUUACAGCUCAUCCUUUUUCUUGUUCGAGCAAUUACUGAAGCAAGCAUACUUUUAUUUUCUUUUUCCCUAGAAAAGCUUGUAUAAGACAACAAUUAAGCUUUACUUUACGAUCAUCGUUGAUUUUUAGAAAAUCACAAGUAACAGCUAAAAUUGGUCGAGUUUUUUGUCUUGCCAAUUAAAUCCGUUGACAAUUUCUUGUUUUCCCUUUUAAAAAAGUUUUUUUUUUUUCUUUGCUGCUAAGAACCGAAGAAUUCGUUCUUAUCACGCUCUGCUGUACUCUUUCUUGUAUACCUUUCUUAUUACCAACAUCUUAUAUCAAUUUUGCACAAAAUGGACGGCAAACGAAAAAUGGAUCAUGCUGAAAAUGGUCAUUAUGAGGAUCUUCCCUAUGACACCAAGCGCAAGCCAGUAUUUCCCCCUUUCAUUGCAGACUCUCUCUCAGAAGCAUCAGAAAAAGCCAAUGAAUCUGGUGGCGACAUAAAUGCUCGUCUUCAAAUUUUGUCGGAAAUGUCGAAACGCGUUCAAUCCACAACACCUCUUUCGAACCUUGAGGUUUACAAACAAGCUGGAAACAUUGCUCCUGGCUUAGCCGCCCCUAGUAUGACGACUCCUGAAAGCUUCCUUCCUCAAUCUUUCCCUGGAACGAUUCCUUCUGUUCCCCCUGUAAAUCCCUACGCCACUCCUUUUGCCAAUCCACAGAUACCCUAUGGAGGAGUGCCGAAUUUCUUGGACACUCAAAAUUUCAAUAUGCAGCCACCAUAUCCAGGAAUGGUUGGCACGAUGCCCUCUUAUGCGGAUGAAGAGGAAGACGCUAGUGACUCCUUACCUCUUUCGCUUUCAUCACAGUCUCUCGUUUCGCAGACGCAACCUCCUAGAACAUCUGCUCAUCGCCCAACCAUGCGUGAAAGAUACGCUGCUAGCGGCAAUGUGACGAAUGGACUCCAAUUUACUUUGCCCAUCUCUUCUCGCAAAACGUAUGAACCUGAAGCCGAUGAUGACAGUAAUGACGAUAUGUACUCUGACGAUGAAUCUAAUGCUGAUCGUUGGGCAUCACGAAUUGACACUGCGGCUUUGAAAGAGGAAGUUCUCAAGUAUAUGAACCGAUGUUCAACGCAAGACAUUGCUGAUAUGACCGGUUGCACUCUAGCCGAAGCGGAAUUUAUGGUUGCCAAACGACCCUUUGCCGACCUUGAGUCUGCUUUGGUCGUUAAACAACCUCGUCCCGUAAUUCCCAAGGGUAGACGUGGUAGACGUGAAAAAACUCCCUUAGGUCCUCGACUCGUUGGCAUUUGUAUGGAAAUUAUGCGUGGUUACUUUGUUGUUGAUGCUUUGAUCCGUCAAUGUGAACAGUUGGGUGGAAAAAUUCAGCGAGGAGUUGAAAACUGGGGUUUACCAAGCUCCUCUACUUUUGAAGAAGGAGAAACUUCUAUUGUUAGUUUUGAUCAAAUGAAAAACAUUGGCACUCCUUCCAAUGCUAAUUUCAUAACAAGUCCCCCAGCUUCCUUUUCGCAAGAUGUGAGUUUACAAGAUUAUCAGAUUAUAGGUAUCAAUUGGCUGUAUUUGCUUUAUGAACUCAAGUUAGCAGGUAUUUUGGCUGAUGAAAUGGGUCUUGGAAAAACAUGUCAAACGAUUGCCUUUUUCGCAAUGCUGAUGGAUAAGAAUGUUAAUGGUCCUCAUUUGGUUAUUGCACCUGCAUCCACCAUGGAGAAUUGGUUGCGUGAGUUUGCAAAGUUCUGUCCAAAACUGAAAAUUGAGCUGUACUAUGGUUCUCAAAUCGAACGUGAAGAGAUUCGGGAAAGAAUUAAUUCCAACAAAGAUUCCUACAAUGUCAUGUUAACAACAUACCGUUUGGCUGCAACUAGUAAAGCUGAUCGGUUAUUUUUGCGUAAUCAAAAAUUUAACGUUUGCAUUUAUGAUGAGGGACAUUAUCUUAAGAAUCGUGCUUCCGAACGUUAUCGUCACCUGAUGAGUAUUCCUGCAGACUUUCGUGUACUGUUAACUGGUACUCCCCUUCAAAACAAUUUGAAAGAAUUAAUUUCGUUGUUAGCAUUUAUUCUUCCUCAUGUAUUUGACUACGGUUUGAAGAGUUUGGAUGUUAUUUUUACGAUGAAGAAGUCGCCAGAGAGUGAUUUUGAAAGAGCACUACUUUCAGAACAGCGAGUUUCCAGAGCCAAGAUGAUGAUGGCGCCAUUCGUUUUACGCCGUAAAAAGAGUCAAGUACUGGAUGCUCUACCCAAGAAGGUACGCAUUAUAGAAUUUUGUGAGUUCUCUGAAGAAGAGCGAAAGAGAUAUGAUGAAUUUGCGAACAAGCAAAGCGUCAAUAAUCUUUUAGAUGAGAAUGUCAUGAAAACGAAUUUAGAUACAAAUGCCAAUCUCGCAAAAAAGAAGAGUACUGCUGGUUUUGUUUUGGUUCAACUUCGGAAGCUUGCGGAUCACCCAAUGUUGUUUCGUAUUCUUUAUAAGGAUGAAAUACUUCGAAAAAUGGCUAAGGCAAUUAUGAAUGAGCCACAGUAUAAGAAGGCGAAUGAAAACUAUAUAUUCGAAGAUAUGCAAUAUAUGUCGGAUAUUGAGUUACAUAACCUUUGCGGCAAAUUCUCUACAAUUCAACCCUUCCAGUUGAAAGACGAACCUUGGAUGAAUGCUACUAAAGUCAGAAAACUGAAAACUUUGUUGGAGAACGCCAUUGCCAGGGGAGAUCGUAUUGUUUUGUUUAGUCAAUUUACACAGGUCCUUGACAUUCUCCAAUUGGUUAUGAAAAGUUUGAAUUUGAAAUUUUUGAGAUUUGAUGGAUCAACACAAGUCGAUUUCCGACAAGACUUGAUUGAUCAAUUCUAUGCUGAUGAAAGUAUCAAUGUUUUCCUACUGUCAACAAAGGCUGGUGGAUUUGGUAUCAACUUGGCUUGUGCCAAUAUGGUGAUUCUUUACGAUGUGUCAUUUAAUCCAUUCGAUGAUUUGCAAGCGGAAGAUCGGGCUCAUCGUGUAGGACAGAAAAAAGAGGUGACAGUUAUUAAAUUCGUGGUUAAAAAUACGAUCGAAGAACACAUUCAACGUUUGGCGAAUGCCAAGAUUGCUUUGGAUGCCACGCUUUCAGAAAAGGAUAAUGAAAAAGCAGAAUCAGAAGAAACCGAUUAAACGGAAAAAAAUACAAAAAGAAGAAUGGUUGUAAUUGCAUUUACCUUAUUUAAUUCGUCGGGUGCAUUCUAGUGUAUACUUCAUGAACCAGUGUUUUAUUAUUUUGUUGUACCUUUUUUGGAAAUAUACCGAGCAAAGGUGGGAGAUUUAAUAAGUCUAGUAAAGCUAAAAUAUUAAUAUAAUUAUAAUAUUUCCUAGAAAAG